Petromyzon marinus (sea lamprey) is the source of this 3771-nucleotide messenger RNA. Lineage: Eukaryota; Metazoa; Chordata; Hyperoartia; Petromyzontiformes; Petromyzontidae. The record is from RefSeq and is a predicted model, not a curated record.
ACAUCAACACACAGACACAUCAACACACAAACACAUCAACACACAACCACACACCCCUCACCCUCCCCCAUAAAAUAUCCCAAUUACUUAAAUACUUCAAGUAACUUUACUUUAUUAAAACACGUCACGCGAGUCUAAGUCCAAUCGUGUUUUCUGAUUAUUUUUAAUUUAUAAGUCAAAUGGCUGUGCGCCUCGAGGCGCACAGCCAUUUAUAUGACAUGCUACGUAACGAUGUUGUCGUGGAUUGUAACGCGUUCACCAUUGUUGUUGUUUUUGUUGUGGUUCUCGUGACGGGCGCGGCUCUCGCGAGAUCUCGGUAACCCAGAAGGGGCGGGGUCUAAGAGACGGCAGGGCGGAAGCACGCAUCAGACGGAGGAGGGAGACGGAGAAGUUGGCUGUGACAUUCAGUGGCGCGGAACACGAAUCACAGCUCAGCAGUGCCGUGGAGUCGAAGACGGCGACAACAGCUUUGGCGAACGAAGCCGACAUCCUCUCGCUCUGCGUGGCCAUGGCGAACAUGACUUUCCAAGGUGCGCGCCACUAUCGCACAACACAGCAGCAAUAACACACAACACAAACCUAUAACAUACAAAACACACAUCAGCAUUAAUGUACAACAUACAGCACUGUCGCACAUUUAUUAUAAUGUAAGUUCACAAAUUAAUAUUCUCCUCCACUGACUCAGAUUUUAGUCCCCCCACCACCGUGUCCACAGAGCAUGAAGUGUGCAUGGAGACCCAGGCUACAGCCAGGAGUCCUCAUAGAGGCCCCAGACCCCACAUGUUUGAGGAGUUGUCUGGGUUCCCCGCACGUGGUGGUGGAAAGAGAGGCGAAUAUGCACACCAUAUGGGCACCUGGAAAACAAGGAAUGGUGCAGGAUGGACACGAGGUGAUGGCGGAGGCUCUUGUAGUAGCGGAGGACGAGAUGCUAGAGAUGGCCGAAUCCCCCGCUCCCAUCGUAUGAGUGGACGUGGAAAUGUGAACAAGGGGGAUAGGUCGGGUUCCUGCCAGCGCCGGUAAGUUUAACUGAGCGAACACUGUGCAUGUGUGUGCAGAGGGGACGCGGUGAUUAGGCCACUGCACUAUGUACCUGGGGACCUUAGUUUGAUUUCCAGCGAUGGCUACAUCAGUGGAGAUUGAUAUAUGAACCGGUCCCCGGGCCUGCCCAAAGUCGAUUCGUACCUGCUGCAUUGUGAAAACUUUAGCAGCAAUGGGGCAGUGAAGGCGGCCGGGUGCGGCUGACCAAACCACCCACCCCUUUACAUGCCAUUUAGGCCUGAAUAGGCGCUCACUGACAUCACUUGCUCUUACAACCUAGGUAGGCUACAAGAGGGUUAUUUACUCUAUAUGAUCCAGAAGGCCACCACAAUACUGUUUUCCCAUAGCGGUGAAUGAGGCUCUCACCUCAAUCCUCGGAGCCCUCAUCUGAUUCUCCAUGGUGCGCACGCCCUGGUUUUCAUACAGCAUCUAGAGAUGUGUUCGAUUUAGACACUAUAUACAUCCAUCAGUGUUUAGCUAUUGCGUUCUUUUUAGAGUCGGGGCAUAAUUUCAGCUGGGUCUGUCUGGGUCAGUAACAUUUUGACUAAUAACCACAACCCGGCGCACCACAUCCAGUAUACAUCUUGCUCUGCCUGUGGCUAUUAGUCACGUUCCUAUUAUAGUCGACUAGCGACCUAGAAUAUAAUGCAAACCUCGAGUGGAGCCUGGACACUGCCUCUGUCUGGGCAAAGCGCAGGUUUUUCUCAUGUGCCUAAUUCUUGCCCUCAUCGCUGAUGUUCUGUGCUGUUGUGUUUUGUUUGUGGUGCACCUGCGUUGCCACCACCAGCGGGCCCUAUACGAUGUCCAUCUGCAAGGCGCAGCGGCAGCAGCUGCUGGUGGCCAAGCGGCGCAUCUUCAAAGCCGAUUCUGCGGUGCCAAGCCAAUUGUGCUGGUUCGAGAUCUCGAAAUGUUUGAGCCAAAAAUAUGACCCUACCAACAAAGCUCUGGACUUGAAGGCGGUUAGAAUUAAUGAAGAGCUGGAGGCACGUGGUGUCGACCUGGUUUUGAACCGGAAGGACCACAUGGAUGGUCUGAACAAGAUCAUCCGAGAGAAUAUUCCAAUGAUCACAUCCCUGAAUCUAACGUGCAAUGACCUGCACCGGUUGGAUGACCUGGCAAAACUUGCCCAGCACACUCCAUCUCUCAAGAAGCUGAACCUCUCCACAAACAAUGUGGGUGUGAGCGCCGUUCAAUAAAUCGCGACGCGACGCUCGCAUGCCUGGUGCACCUCUGGUGCGAGCGUCGCGUUGGUUCAGAUUCCUCGCCACAGCGAGUCGACCGUUCGUUACGCGAUUCAAUCCAAGUAUCGAUAUACCUACUAUUAUAUCUUAUAUCGUCUCCUUUUGUUUUGGUACUUGUUCAUUUCCGAUUCGCUUGAUAUUAUUUUAAGCAUGUAUUGGGUAUCAGAUAUGCCUUUAAUUAGUGGAAACACGUAAUUAAUUAUUUAAAUGCAAUGAAUACACAAAUGUGAAACGUACUAUUGCAGUUUAGUACAUCAACAUGUAUCACCUAUGGGUGGUACCUGUUGAUGUACUUUGUACAGUAGGCCUGCAACUCCGCAUCAAUACGUCAAUUAACUUCAGUCAUUGCACUCAAAACACAUGCACCAAAUGGUGUGUAGGAACCAGUUCUUUAUUAUUCAUGCAAAUUAUAUGCACGUUAAAUUAGGCUAAUGACACAUAAGAGACAGACAAGGCAGACAACUAAUUAUAUGGACAAAACAUAUUGGGCUGCAUGAACAAGAUAGGCAACAAGACAGUGCAGACAAGAGAGUACAGUGAGACAUACGAUGAGACGGUCAGUACAAAUGGGACACAGUACAUACUGGACAGGACAGACCACACAAACAAAAUACAAUUAAUACAAACAAAAGACGAAACAUAGCAUGGACUCUUGAAUUUGACCAUUAUGCUGAAAGGGCUAAUUAAUCAAUUAAGUUGAGAGCUGAUACAUUCACUUAGAAUAUGUGAUUGCAGUAUUUGGCCUCCUUUGUUAACCCUUUUCAACGAAUAUUGAAGGAAUUUCUGCAUUGACUCUGCCCAUUCGUAAUGGAGGGGAAUGUAACGUUCAUAAAAUGUGAUCCAAUAUAAACGAAAUGUUUGUAUAAUGUGGUGUUACUAUCAAGGACACACCCAACUGAAUACCGCACACCAUUGAUGAAAGGGUUAACCAAAAGAGAUGCAAACUAUAGCACAAGGGACUGUUUACAAAUAUGCAUACACAUUUUGCCGUGACAGCUGCGUGUCAGCUUUUGCACGCUAAGGCAAAUGCAUUCUGCAAAGCGUUACAAUCCAUGCAUGGGCAUGGAUUGUAAUGCAUAACUUGUGGUAAGUUGCCCAGAAGCAUGGCCCUUAUGCCCCUAAUUGUAUGGAAAUAUCUCCCCUGCCAUGCAGCUCAAAGAUGUGAGGGAACUUUACCCACUGAAGGCCUUCAAUUUGAAAGAGCUAUGGCUGAAGGGGAAUCCACUGUGCGACUCCUUCCACGACCCAAAUGCCUACAUCAGGUACCGCUCCUUUGUCAUGAACGCGACAUUGCCCGCUUACCCAUUCGCCUGUCCGUCCACGUAGCUGCCCACUCAGCCAGGCACUCACUCGUCCUCAUCCUUAUCCACCCACUCAUCUACAUGGUUUAUCUUUGUGGUUGCCUGUUCAACCGAUGGCUCGCCCGCACGCCUACUCCCCCACCCUCCAGCUUCACCCAUGCGCUCAACACCCCGCUCGCUCAUGCGUUCAU